AUGUCGCAGUCGGAUUAUGAGAUUUACAAGCUAGGGGACUGGGAGUUACAGAGCGGGGAGAAGAUUACCGAUGCCCAUAUCGCCUACAAGACCUUUGGAGAUCCCAAGCUCCCAGCGAUCGUCUAUCCUACUUGGUUUUCAGGUGCCAUCGCCGACAACUUCUGGUUAAUCGGCGAAGACAAGACCCUCAACCCAAAGAAAUACUUCAUCAUCAUCACCGCACUUUUCGGCAACGGGCAGUCCUCAUCUCCAUCCAACCAGCCAACUCCCAAACCCUUCCCCAAGGUGGCGUUCUACGAUAAUGUCCGCGCUCAGCACGAACUCGUCACUAAGCACUUCGGCAUCACCCACCUACGCGCUGUCCUGGGCUGGUCUAUGGGUGCCGGCCAAACCUACCAGUGGGUGACUCAGUACCCAGAUUUCAUGGACAUUGCAGUGCCGUUCUGUGGCUCGGCAAAAACAUCCCUGCAUAACCAGGUGUUUAUCGAAGGAGUCAAGGUGGCUCUUCUUGCUGUGAAGAAUACUCGAUCGGCUGGGUCUGGGAAGGGCGGAUUGCAGGAGGACUCUGCAGAGGUUCGGACUUGGAGUGAGAGAGAUCGGGAGAUUGGUCUGAAGGCCAUGGGGAGAGUAUAUGCUGGAUGGUGGGUUCAUCCUUUCGUCCUACUCUUGCUUGAAUCCGGUCUGAGUAAUUUGAACAGGGGCUUCAGCCAGGCGUUCUAUCGCCAGAAGCUGUAUGAGACGGCUUUGGGUUACAAAGACCUCGAAGACUUCUUGCAGAAUCAUUGGGAAAAGUGGGCUUGCUCGAAGGAUCCUGAGAAUCUCCUGGUGAUGAUGCAGACCUGGCAGAACGGAGACGUUUCCCAGCAGGAACCAUACAAUGGAGACUUUGAGAAGGCCAUGGCUUCAAUCAAGGCGAAGACACUGGUUCUACCAGCUCAGACCGAUCUUUACUUCCCUCCUGAAGACUCCGAGUACGAGGUCGCUUGCAUGAAGCCUGGCGUUGGAAAGCUAGGCGUUUUUCCUUCUAUCUGGGGCCACUGGGCCGGAGGCCCCGGAGAUAGCAAGGAGGAUGUCGCAUGGCUGGAUAAGCAGAUAGCCGACUUCUUUGCGGCUAACCCGCCAGAUGGCGUAGAUGCAUUAGGCGAGAAGCUUCAAGGCACCCUGUGA
Molecule: messenger RNA, 1167 nt
Organism: Penicillium daleae
Lineage: Eukaryota; Fungi; Ascomycota; Eurotiomycetes; Eurotiales; Aspergillaceae
Product: homoserine acetyltransferase family protein
Exons: 5
Coding region: 1-1167 (388 amino acids)
Biological process (GO): biosynthetic process
Molecular function (GO): acyltransferase activity, transferring groups other than amino-acyl groups
Source: RefSeq, a predicted model, not a curated record